AUCGGAUGAACCGAUAGGGCCAAAGGCCUAUGUAUUUCCAUCUCUAGGGCACACAAAGAAUUUAUUUAUUUACCGCUGAAGAUAGCUAGUGCUAUUUUUUAACCGUCUAUUUGACUACGCUAUUUCUUGCAAAUAGUUUGAAAUUUAAAGAAGAUGGAGUCGGAGGGCAGCAGGAGCGAAGACAUUGGGCGUACUAAGACCGGGUCCAAUUUGAGUGAGGAGUCUCUCGGGAGCAGCACCUCGUCGUCGGUACUUAACUCGUGGACCAUUCUGCCAGUGGUUAAGGAGAAGGAUGACGGGCUGGAGGCGAAGACCGAAGAGGUGACGGAUUUAAGGCCGAGCAGUCGGGCGGAUAAGCAGAAAAACGAGAGCAGAUGCAACAGGCCUGCGGUCGAGGAUCCUCAGGCAGAUGAUAUUUCGGAUGGUAUUUCAAUAAUCAGCGAUUGCGAGAGUACCGAUCGCAUUUCACCCAAUCUAUUUCUGCGCGAACCCCUAUUGGGUGACUUAGGUUUCGGUGAUUUACCAACUAGUCCUGUGGAACUGAUUGCCCCUAUUAGCACUGGCCAGCAGCUAAAGGAAUAUCCGGAACGGGAGCCGGAGCCGCAACAGCAGGAUGCCAAGAGCGUGGUGCGCUCCAAACUGGAACUCCAGUUGCCACCGCUGGUGCAAAACGGCCUGACCGCCUUUUUCUAUGUGGCCUCCACUUUGGCCAUUCUGGCCUUUGUCGGCAAACUACGGCAUCCGGAAUGGCAGGUGCUCGGCGAGGAGAAGCCCCUGAUCGAACUGGAGCGCCGGGUGGGUGAGCUGGAGCUACAAAACAAUCUACUGCGCGCCGAAAUCGAUAUCAUGUCCAAGAAACUGCAAUAUCUCGCAUCUGGUCAGGAUGCAUCGAUGCAGCGACAGGGAGCUGGUCGUGCCAAGGGCAAGACCUUCAAGGCGUGGCCAGGAAAUGGUGAUUCGGUUCAGCCCGUGGACAUCACCAAGGCCGAUUUAAAGCAACCCUUUCAGUGUUCCGAUGGCCAGUUCGUUGAGAUCGCUGGCAUGUGCCUGGAGAACAAGCAACAUCUGGAUUCUCUAACAGAUGAGAUUGGAAAUGCCGUCAACGAUGUGCUACAGCAGUCUGGAGCCUUUCACAAGUUUGAAAAGGUCACCGAGAAGCUGGGCAACUUUGCUGGUGCCGAUGAUACCGAUGAUACCGUUGAUCCCAAAGGUUUUCACUCGAAGAAUAAUGAUGGUCCACAAACCGUGACUUCCCAUGGCCAGUCAUCGAAGCUGGCGGAUGGUUCGAAAGAGCGUUACAGGCCAAAGUAUAAGCAGGAAUACAACUCGAACGAGAGGAAACAGCGGCGUCAGAAUGAAGAGCACGAUCGACGCAACCGAAAAGAUGAUCACUCAAAGGAGCAUGGUAAGAAGAAAUACUACGAUCAGUCCUCCAAUAACCGGGGACGUUACAAUAAGAACUCCAAGAAAUGCAACGAGGAGCAAUCCAACGAGAAAUGCAAGGAACGCAAUCCUAAUGACGAUAACGAUAGCGGCAGUGGCGAGUGGCAUGAACGAAUGAUGCUACAGCGUGAAAACGCUCGCCACAAACACCAGAAGCGCAACAAUAACAACUGGUACAUUGAACGAGGAGAAAGUCGCGAACAGAUGCGUUCUGGAGAGACCCAACGCUAAAUGGAUUUCCUACAAUCUUAUAUAUAAUCUACGCAUCAAGACGAUGACCUUUGUCUUUAUCCCGAAGGGAAAAUGGGAUCGAAAUUUCACCACAGAGGUCACAUAUACAUAUAUACUUUAAUCCCAAGAUAUACUUAAGGACAACGUGUGCUAGUAAAGCGCACACAUGAAUUUGUGCUGGUUCCUAACUAUACAUGUGUGUUUGUAAUAUUUCGACGAUGCUUCUACAGAGUGUUUUUUUUUUUUAUCAAGACAACAAUUAAACAGGAAUCAAUGUUUUUUGAAACACACUGUAGAACCAGAGCUUAAUAAGCAUCAAGCGAUGCAAGUGCUUAAUAUUUAUUUAUUUUUAUCUACAACUGAAGUUUUUGGCUGCGUUAAAGCUAGCAUUAUCCUUGUAAUCCCGAUUUCGCAAUGUAUGUACAUAUACAGAUUCAAUAGUCAGUGUUUAAUACUAGUGUAUCGCAUUUUUAAUGGAAAUAUCGUACAUAUCGCCCACAUUUAACUGAAAUGGAUUAAUAUUAAAAUGAAAAUGAGUAUAAGGACUCAUAUUAAAAUCGAAAUUAAAUGUAAAUGCCACUUAAGUUAAAUGUGAGCGAUGUCUUUGUAUAAUAUCGGUUCCUCUUAAUGAAGGGUGUUAUUCUUUUACAAAGUUCCAGCUCAACCUAAGAGACAGACCCAUCCAAGUCCGUCAAUAAAGCAAAAUCAAUUUCCUUUCAACGAGUUUAUCAAUAAUCCUUUUGAAACAUUAGAUUUCGCUACAAAUUAUGUAUUGAUAUAUACAUAAAUAUAUAUAUAUUUGUGAUACCUAUACUAAUAUUUUUUUUUAGUCUAGAAAAAUAAAUUAUUGUACCAUAUUAGGAAUUCCUGGAAAGCCAAUUCAAAAAAAAA
Molecule: messenger RNA, 2565 nt
Organism: Drosophila erecta
Lineage: Eukaryota; Metazoa; Arthropoda; Insecta; Diptera; Drosophilidae
Exons: 3
Coding region: 154-1674 (506 amino acids)
Source: RefSeq, a predicted model, not a curated record